Trichoderma breve is the source of this 1920-nucleotide messenger RNA. Its product is annotated as FAD binding domain-containing protein. The record is from RefSeq and is a predicted model, not a curated record. The coding region runs from base 1 to 1920 and encodes 639 amino acids. Gene Ontology annotation, molecular function: FAD binding. The transcript is spliced from 4 exons. NCBI's taxonomy places the organism in Eukaryota, Fungi, Ascomycota, Sordariomycetes, Hypocreales, Hypocreaceae.
AUGUCUCCCGCUCUUGUGUGUCAAGAUGCGUCUCAAAACUAUGACGUCGUGAUUGUGGGUGCCGGGCCUGUGGGAUUGAUGCUCUCUACAUGUCUGUCUCGAUGGGGCUAUCGCAUAAAGCACAUCGAUAACAGGCCAGAGCCUACGGCGACUGGUCGGGCUGAUGGCAUCCAGCCUCGCUCUCUCGACCUGCUGCGGAACAUGGGGCUAAAGUCUGCCAUCAUGGCCCAUAAGCCCGCUCGUGUCUAUGAAGUCGCAUUCUGGGACCCUUCAGAAUCAAGCAAGGGUAUUGCCAGGACGGGGACCUGGGCCAGCUGCCCCAACUUUAUCGAUGCCCGCUAUCCCUUCACCACACUGCUACACCAGGGUCACAUCGAGAGGGCCUUUAUCGCAGACCUGGAGAAGAACGGCACUAAGAUCCAGAGACCCUGGACAAUCACGGGCUUCCAGUCUCGCAGCCCUCAGACAUAUGAAUAUCCCGUCCAAGUUGAACUGGAACACGUCAACGGCGCGGAAAAGGAGACUGUGUUCGCAAAGUACCUCUUUGGAGGCGAGGGCGCAAGGUCCUUUGUCAGACAGCAGCUGAACAUCGGAUUUACGCAUAAAGAUCCGAUCGCGUAUGUCUGGGGUGUAAUGGACGGUGUGGUCAAGACCGAUUUCCCUGAUAUCAAGAUGAAGUGUACGAUACGCAGUCAGUAUGGCUCCAUCAUGGUUAUCCCUCGUGAGGACAACAUGGUUCGCCUCUACAUCCAGAUCGCGUCUUCCACGGAUGUCGACUGGAGCCCGAGAAAGACAGCCACUGAAGCAGAGGUACAAGCUUCCGCCAAGAAGAUUCUGCAACCCUACUCGAUCGAGUGGGAGCAUGUAGAAUGGUAUUCCGUCUACCCAAUUGGCCAAGGAAUUUCUGAUAAAUAUACCUUGGAUGAGCGAGUUUUCUUGGGCGGCGACGCCUGUCACACCCAUAGUCCCAAAGCAGGUCAGGGAAUGAACACUGCCUUUUUGGAUGCGCUAAACUUGGCUUGGAAGAUUCAUGCCGUGGAAGGCGGCCUCGCAGACCGAGCCAUUCUCAAGACAUACGAGUCUGAGCGAAAAGCAGUGGCAGAAUCACUACUAGACUUUGACAACCGAUAUGCGAAGCUCUUCUCUCAGCGACCACCUGCGGCUUCUGAGGUUCAGGCGGCCUCGGAAACGAUACCGGAUGCAGACCUAGAUGCCGACAAUGCCUUUAUCAGGACUUUCAAGGAAUCCUGCGAAUUCACCAGCGGCUACGGCGUCUCGUAUCAGCCUAACGCAUUAAAUUGGUCUCCAGAGCAUCCAGCACAGUCGUCUCUCAUGCAGCCAAGCGGGACAAAGUUGCAAUCCGGACGCUUAUUCGUAAUUGCGGACGUGACGAGAGUUGUCGAUGCCAACGUGGUACACUUGGAGCAAGAGAUACCUCUCAACGGGUCGUUCCGCAUCUUCAUCUUCGCCGGAGAGCCAGUCAAGAACCGUGCCGCUAUCCGCGAUUUAGCAGACAACCUGGCUAGCGCCGAUUCGUUCUAUUCAGCAUACACUCGACCGGAUGUCGAUCAAGUCUCGCAUCACGAAAAGCACAACCCGCAUAGCAUGUUCUUCACGCUGUGUACCAUUUUCGCCGCUAAGAGACACCGUAUCGAGAUCCCAAGAGACGCACCUGGCGCUUUGGCUCGUUAUCGCGAUCACGUCUAUGCGGACGACAGAUGGGACCGCCGUGUACCUGAUGCACAGGCAUCGGCACACGCAAAGAUGGGUCUCGACGAAGAAAAGGGCGGCGUGGUUGUUGUUCGACCAGACGGCUACGUCGGCAUGGUAGCAUCUCUAGUAGAAGGCACAGGCACUAUUGAUGCCCUCAACGCCUAUUUUUCAGCAUUUUGCACCAAGAAGUUCGGAAGCGCUGCCUAG